AACAUGGCGACAGACUCAAGUGGACGGAGGUUUACGCUAACUUUAAUCGUCUUUUCUUGCGUUUUUGCGGGCAGGUGGGCCGAGGCGGCGGCUCCGGAGACGAGAGCCGCCACUCGGAUACUCGGCAUGAGGCUGGAGAAGAGCGACACGCCGGCAGAGACCACCAAGAGAGGAGUUAUCCAGGUGACCGAGGGCAGCGACAUCCUCUUCAGGUUCUACGGGCUCCACUUGUUCCCCAACAGCUCGGCGCUCAUCAGGUUCACGGAACUCUACUCCAGUAAGAAAGAGGAUGAUGCCGCCGAAGCUAUAAUAUUCUCCUCCAACAGGACUUGCCCCGAACACACUAAGGAUAUAGUCGUGACGGGACUCAUGGAUGUCAGCAAUCAAAACACCUCCGGGGUGGUGAGACUCAAGAUCAAGCAGCUCCGCAAGAGCGAGGCGGUGAAGGUGUUCGGCGUGUGCAUCCGCGACACCCAGGACGAGGAAGAGAAGUGGUAUCUGCUGGACGACAAGGACGGCAGACUGCGGGUGGUGGAGGAGAAGAAGUCGCUGUUACCCAUCUGGCUUCAGGUGAUCCUCAUCGCCUUCCUGUUGGUGCUGUCCGGUAUGUUCAGCGGGCUCAACUUGGGUCUGAUGGCGCUGGACCCCAUGGAGCUGCGCAUCGUGCAGAGCUGUGGCACCGAGAAGGAGAAGAAGUAUGCAAGGAAGAUAGAGCCAAUCCGUAGGAAGGGUAACUACCUGCUAUGCUCCUUGCUCCUAGGCAAUGUCCUGGUCAACACCACCCUGACCAUCCUCCUGGACGACCUCACCAACUCUGGGCUCGGUGCUGUGGUCGCAUCCACCGUUGGCAUCGUUAUUUUUGGAGAGAUCGUCCCCCAGGCGCUGUGCUCUCGACACGGCCUGGCAGUGGGAGCCAACACCAUCAUGGUCACCAAGUUGUUCAUGCUGUUGACUUUACCUCUGUCGUGGCCCAUCAGUAAGCUCCUUGACUGCGUCUUGGGUCAGGAGAUCGGCACUGUGUACAACCGGGAGAAGCUGGUGGAGAUGCUUAAAGUCACCGAGCCCUACAACGACCUGGUGAAAGAGGAGCUCAACAUGAUCCAAGGCGCCUUGGAGCUCAGGACCAAAACAGUCGAGGAUGUUAUGACCCCGAUCAACAACUGCUACAUGAUCCACAGCGACGCCGUGCUGGACUUCAACACCAUGUCCGAGAUCAUGGAGAGCGGAUACACGAGGAUACCUGUGUAUGAGGACGAGAAGUCCAACAUCGUGGACAUCCUAUUCGUCAAGGACCUAGCCUUCGUGGACCCAGACGACAGCACCACACUGAAGACCAUCACCAAGUUCUACAACCACCCGGUCCACUUUGUCUUCCACGACACCAAGCUGGACUCAAUGCUGGAGGAGUUCAAGAAAGGAAAGUCUCACCUUGCCAUUGUACAGAAGGUGAACAACGAGGGGGAGGGAGAUCCUUUCUACGAGGUGGUGGGGUUGGUCACCCUGGAAGACGUGAUUGAGGAGAUAAUUAAAUCAGAGAUUCUGGAUGAAUCAGAUUGUUACACUGAUAACCGCACCAGGAAAAGGGUGGCGCCUAAUAAGAAUAAGAGAGACUUUUCUGCUUUCAAACAUGAGAGUGAAUCAAAAGUUAAGAUCUCCCCUCAGCUGCUUCUGGCCGCUCAUCGCUUCCUGGCUACAGAGGUGAGCUUGUUCAGCCCGUCUCAGAUCUCCGACAAGGUGCUGCUACGAAUCCUGCGCCACCCUGAUGUCAUCCAGGAGAUCAAGUUCAACGACAGCGACAAACGCUCCCCACAUCACUAUGUCUACCAGAGGGGCAAACCUGUCGACUACUUCGUUCUCAUCUUACAGGGACGAGUUGAGGUGGAGGCCGGCAAUGAAAACAUGAAGUUUGAGACCGGACCGUUCUCUUACUACGGCGUCAUGGCGCUCAGUGCCCCCACACUGGAGUUUCGUUCGCCGUCGCACCUCAGUGGCUUGAACCGCACAGCCUCUCUAAGCGGAGCCGACAGGACUGAAUCUCUGUCUGUCAGCGGCAGCAACAGCCAGCUCAACAACAGCAUCCCGGCGCAGCAGUACACGCCUGACUUCUACGUCCGAGCCCUCACCGACCUGCAGUUCGUCAAGAUCACACGGUCCCAGUACCAGAACGGCCUGAUGGCGUCUCGUCUGGACAGCACUCCCCAAUCCCCGGAGAGCGGCCACAACACGGUCCGCAUGGAUCAGACCACGCCCCCCGCCACCGCCAACACCACCAUCACAGACCUGGGCGCAGACUCCACCCCGACGGAGAACGGGCCCGACGAAACGACGCUCCUCCUCCUCAACGAGCAGAACUCGCCACACACACCUAACCACCACAGCCAACUGGAAAACAGCAUUUGA
Messenger RNA from Scomber japonicus (chub mackerel), 2400 nucleotides. RefSeq names its product metal transporter CNNM4 (gene cnnm4b). Lineage: Eukaryota; Metazoa; Chordata; Actinopteri; Scombriformes; Scombridae. Gene Ontology annotation, biological process: magnesium ion homeostasis; magnesium ion transport. The transcript is spliced from 7 exons. The coding region runs from base 4 to 2400 and encodes 798 amino acids. Gene Ontology annotation, cellular component: plasma membrane. The record is from RefSeq and is a predicted model, not a curated record. Gene Ontology annotation, molecular function: magnesium ion transmembrane transporter activity; sodium ion transmembrane transporter activity.